AUGACUGUCGACAAGGCUUCCACCUGCUGCGGCAAGAGCGCCGAGUGCGUCUGCGCCCAGCAAGCCAAGUGCUCCUGCGGCAAGCAAUCUGCUCUGCAUUGCACCUGCAGCAAGGCCGCCUCCGAGAACGCCGUCGUCGGACCUCGCUGCUCAUGCCGAGCUCGCCCCGUUGGCGAAUGUACCUGCGAACGCGCAUCCACAGAAAACACUAAGCCAAUCGGCGAGACCUGCGCCUGCGGCUCGCGUCCCGCCAAUGCCUGCACAUGCGAUAAUGGAGCCGCUGCAGCGUAUGACCGGUCUGAGCACGAGAUCGACUUCACUACCCGCCAGUGA
Colletotrichum orchidophilum is the source of this 333-nucleotide messenger RNA. RefSeq lists its product as uncharacterized. The record is from RefSeq and is a predicted model, not a curated record. The transcript is spliced from 3 exons. The coding region runs from base 1 to 333 and encodes 110 amino acids. NCBI's taxonomy places the organism in Eukaryota, Fungi, Ascomycota, Sordariomycetes, Glomerellales, Glomerellaceae.